Molecule: messenger RNA, 1969 nt
Organism: Suncus etruscus (white-toothed pygmy shrew)
Lineage: Eukaryota; Metazoa; Chordata; Mammalia; Eulipotyphla; Soricidae
Gene: DET1
Product: DET1 partner of COP1 E3 ubiquitin ligase
Biological process (GO): positive regulation of proteasomal ubiquitin-dependent protein catabolic process; protein ubiquitination
Cellular component (GO): cullin-RING ubiquitin ligase complex; nucleus
Molecular function (GO): ubiquitin-like ligase-substrate adaptor activity; ubiquitin protein ligase binding
Source: RefSeq, a predicted model, not a curated record
GAUCACACCUAGCAGUUCUCGCUUGGGACAGGGACCCUCGGGGAUGCCGGCGAUUGAACCUGAGUCACCAGGCGCCCUGCCCGACGUGCAGUCGCUGUGGUCCGGCCUCGGGUCCCUGAGGGCCAUGCGAUUAUGGCGCCUCCGGCGUCCACCAUCAAGCCCACGCCGGAUCCAGAACCAGAAUGUCAUCCACCGGCUGGAGCGCCGGCGCAUCAGCUCGGGCCGGGCAGGCUCCCACUGGCACCAGGUUCGGGUGCUGCACCAGAACGUGUUCCCCAACUUCACGGUGGUGAACGUGGAGAAGCCACCCUGCUUCCUGCGCAAGUUCUCCCCAGAUGGCCGCUACUUCAUCGCCUUCUCCUCGGACCAGACGUCGCUGGAAAUCUAUGAGUACCAGGGCUGCCAGGCGGCCGAGGACCUGCUACAAGGCUACUCGGGUGAGACACUAGCUAACGGUGGCGGCGGUGGUGGCGGAGACCCACGGGCAGCGGGCGUGCGGGGUCGCCUCUUUGAACGAUUCUUUGCACUGCUGCACAUCACCAGCGUCGCGGCCCACGGCGAGCACCUGAACCGCGAGUGCAGCCUCUUCACCGACGACUGUCGCUGCGUGAUCGUGGGCUCUGCCGCCUACCUGCCCGACGAGCCACACCCACCCUUCCACGAGGUCUACCGCAACAGCGAGUCGGUCACCCCCAACCCACGGUCUCCCCUUGAGGACUACUCGUUACACAUCGUGGACCUGCACUCUGGCCGCCUGUGCGACACGCGCACCUUCAAGUGUGAUAAGGUGGUGCUGUCACACAACCAGGGCCUCUACCUGUACAAGAACAUGCUGGCCAUCCUGUCGGUGCAGCAGCAGACCAUCCACGUCUUCCAGGUCACUCCCGAAGGCACCUUCAUGGACGUGCGCACCAUCGGCCGCUUCUGCCACGAGGACGACCUGCUGACCGUCUCGGCCGUCUUCCCCGAGGCCCAACGCGAUGGGCCUGCGGGCACGGCCAGCCUCCGCGACCCCUUCAUCAACUCCCUGAAGCACCGGCUGCUCGUCUACCUGUGGCGCCGGGCCGAGCAGGACGGCAGCGCCGUGGCCAAGCGCCGCUUCUUCCAGUACUUUGACCAGCUGCGGCAGCUGCGCAUGUGGAAGAUGCAGCUGCUGGACGAAAACCACCUGUUCAUCAAGUACACGAGCGAGGAUGUGGUCACGCUGCGUGUCACUGACCCUUCCCAGGCCUCCUUUUUCGUGCUGUAUAACAUGGUGACGACUGAGGUGGUGGCCGUGUUUGAGAACACGUCGGACGAGCUCCUGGAGCUUUUCGAGAACUUCUGUGACCUCUUCCGAAAUGCCACUCUGCACAGCGAUGUGCAGUUCCCCUGCUCCGCCUCCAGCAAUAACUUCGCGCGGCAGAUCCAGCGCCGGUUCAAGGACACCAUCGUGAAUGCGAAGUAUGGAGGCCACACAGAGGCCGUGCGCCGCCUCCUGGGUCAGCUGCCUAUCAGUGCCCAGUCAUACAGUGGCAGCCCCUACCUCGACCUGUCUCUCUUCAGCUACGAUGAUAAGUGGGUGUCGGUCAUGGAGCGGCCCAAGACGUGUGGGGACCACCCCAUCAGGUUCUAUGCCCGGGACUCAGGGCUGCUCAAGUUUGAGAUCCAGGCGGGCUUGCUUGGCCGACCGGUGAGCCACACGGUGCGGCGCCUCGUGGCUUUCACCUUUCACCCGUUCGAGCCCUUUGCCAUCUCUGUGCAGCGGACUAACGCCGAGUAUGUCGUCAACUUCCACAUGCGCCACUGCUGCACAUAGGGGCCUGCACCCCAGAACCCCUCUCCUAGGAGUCUUGGCUGAGGCCAGGUCUCCCUGUGUGCUCAGGACUGCGGCCUCUCUGUCCUGGCAGCCUGGUCAGUGGCCUGGAGCAGGCAACCCAUGGACUCACUCCUGACGCCUCGCCCGGCCAUUUCCAGGAAGGAGUAAAGC